GUCUCCAGACCACAGAGGAUGCCAAGUUCUACGCCCUUUCCGCCAGGUUUAAGCCAUUCAGCAAUGAGAAUGAGACCUUGGUGGUUCAGUUUUCAGUAAAACAUGAGCAGGGCAUCGAUUGCGGCGGUGGGUAUGUGAAACUCUUUCCUGCCACGCUGAACCAGGAGGAUAUGCACUCAGAAUCCCAGUAUUACAUCAUGUUCGGCCCAGACAUCUGUGGCUUUGGCAACAACAGACUACAGGUCAUCCUUUAUCACCGAGGGAAAUACCAUGAGAACAACAAGACCCUCAAGUGCAGGAUUAAUAAAGACACUCACUUGUACACACUGAUCCUUCGCCCUAAUGCUACUUACGAGGUGAAAAUUGACAAUGAGAAGGUGACAGGAGGAGAACUGGAAGCUGACUGGGACUUCUUGCCUCCCAAGAAAAUAAAAGACCCCUACGCCAGGAAACCGAGGAAAUGGGACGAACGGCUUCAGAUAGAGGAUCCUGAAGAUAAGAAACCUGAGGACUGGCAGGACUCUGAAUUCAUCCCAGACCCAGAUGCCAAGAAGCCGGAUGACUGGAAUGAGGCAAUGGACGGGGUGUGGGAAGGGCCCCUGAUACCAAAUGUCAAGUACAAGGGAGAAUGGAAGCCUCGGAUCAUUGACAAUCCCAAUUACCAGGGGGAGUGGAUUCACCCAGAGAUAGACAACCCCAAAUACAGGCCUGACCCCACCAUUUGUCACUACCAUAAUAUCAGCGUCCUGGGCCUGGAUCUUUGGCAGGUGAAAUCAGGCAGCAUCUUUGACAAUUUCCUUCUAACGAAUGAUGAAGAAUUUGCUGAAGAGGUUGGAAAUAUGACCUGGGGAUUAAGAAAGGAUGUGGAGCAGCAGUGGAGAGAGCUGUAUGAGGAAAUGGAGAAACAGAAGGAGGCGGAAGAGGCCAAGAAAAAAAGGGAAAAGCAGCGAGCCAAGCAAGAAGACAUCUGGGGACUAGAUGAGGAGGAUGAGGAGGAAAAUGAAGAGGACGCUGAGGAGGAAGCAGAGGAAAGGCCCAAGCAGGAAGGCAGCGCCGAGAGGGCAUCACUGGAUCAAAAGGAAGCCCAUUUUGAGCAGAAGGAUGAACUGUAACUGCAGAGACAAUGGGUAUGGGAGAAGCAAGAGACGGUGCUUAGAAAGGGAAAUGGUCACAAGCUUAGCAAAUUAUGGGGAGUAAAACAACUCAGUCUUUAUAGAUAAACUUUGGAUUUAUAUUUCUACUCCCCUUCCCUGCUCUAUUUUGCUUAUUGGUAGAAAGGGAAUGAUAAUUUUAUCUCAGGAGGUGGCUGUAGGGACUGAAUGAGGUAAUGUGUGUAAAGUGCCCAAAGUAAAUACAUUAUAAAAAUGUAGUAGUUAAAACUACUGCCAUUAUCAUGGUGUUCAAUAAAUUAUUUGUCGGUAAUAAGCUUCUAUAUAAACUUGGUUCUUUCAUUUGAA
This is a messenger RNA of Rattus rattus (black rat), 1457 nucleotides long. Its product is annotated as calreticulin-like. Bases 171 to 1112 code for a protein of 313 amino acids. NCBI's taxonomy places the organism in Eukaryota, Metazoa, Chordata, Mammalia, Rodentia, Muridae. The record is from RefSeq and is a predicted model, not a curated record. Gene Ontology annotation, cellular component: endoplasmic reticulum membrane; endoplasmic reticulum. The transcript has 7 exons. Gene Ontology annotation, molecular function: calcium ion binding. Gene Ontology annotation, biological process: protein folding.